Molecule: messenger RNA, 1207 nt
Organism: Lotus japonicus
Lineage: Eukaryota; Viridiplantae; Streptophyta; Magnoliopsida; Fabales; Fabaceae
Exons: 2
Coding region: 692-934 (80 amino acids)
Source: RefSeq, a predicted model, not a curated record
UGUUAGUAGGGUAUUCCAAAAAUAAGAAAAAGGGAUGGAAUCUCCGGACACUCCCCUCCUAAAUAUCCUACUUUCUUUGUAUUUUCUUCCCUUUUUUGGAGUUCUACAUGUAUUUUAAUGGAAGACAAUCAUAUUUAAACUGAAAACAUUUUGGGAGGGAUUAGCUUUCACAGUUGUAAUUUUUCCAUACAUAAGACUAUAACUUGAGACUUUAUUUAGGGAGAAUCAAACUUGUAACACUAGAACCAACCACUUGUUGGUUUCUUCCUCUUCUUUAGUUACUUCUUUUAUUUUAUUUACUUUUUUUUAGACACUGGUCCUAAGGCACCAUAUCUUGGGUUGCAAAUCUAUGUUAAUUCACAAUGGUUGAGUGCAAAAUGUUUGGGGACAAAAGAUGCCAACUAAAUCAACAUUGAUGAAUCCAUUUCUUCUAUUAACUUGGAUCCUGUAUUCCAAGCAAAGUGUGGUCAUUUUCAGCUCAGGCAGGACAGAACAGAGGAGACAUUGAUUUGAACCUAAAUUGUCACAAAUUGUUUUUCUUGUCCUGGAAAUUAAAGUCCACCCAUGCCUUGUAUCCCAUUGGAAACUACUACUUCUCUCCCUACCUAUAAAAAAGAGGGCACCUAGAACAUAUCUUGAGCAGCUUCAAGGUUUCAUAUUAAUAGUUUUACCAUAAUUAAAUUCAAGUAACAUGGCUAUGUCACCUAGUAAACACCUUCUUCUGGUUGCUUUUCUCUUGCUUUGCUUCAUCUCUAUUACAGCAAGAGCCAGAAAUUUGCGAGAAGCGAAGGAUGGAUCAGCUUCAGCUGUAGUAUCCGCUGAGAAGGGGCAUGGUAAUAUGUUUAAGCCAAACAAAGAAGGGGACCAAGAUACUCAUGACUUGGUGACAAUGGACUACACUCCUGCAAGCAAAAAUCCUCCAAUACACAAUUAAAUCCCCAAAGUUUUUCUUGAUUUUCAUUUUUGGUUGAAAAAGCACCAUCCUCAGUGCUUGUUCUGCAAUUCUAUAUAGAUUUUCAAUGUAUAUAUAGAUGCCGUUAGAACUUUGAGGGCAGGAGGUUCCACACUGAAAUCGCCAACUUGUGUUGAGUGCUCACUAGUUGCUGAUGCGUAAUCACAUUUAUAGAAGUUAGAAGUUAGAACUAAUGUAUAAAAAGUUUAAGCUACAUGUGAAGGUGGAAUAGAUAUAUCCAGAAGAGUUUUCGAA